GACCUGAACGUGUUGACCUCCCGCCUCGGUGCUUACCCGAUACAUUUCCAGACCCAGUAGGCGGCAAACAGUCCCGAAUUCCGAACGCCGCGAGCCUACGGCGACGGGACGGUGCCGCUAAUCAGUAAUCACCACGCUGAGCGCACCGCCGUAUCCAACGCCCACGCGAAAACGACGUCGUCGUUGUCGUAAUGACGGACGAGGAGAUUCUGAACAAGCUGGAGGAGUCGACCAAGGACGCCGCGCGCCUCCAGCUCAAAACUCUCUUCUCCAUACUCGAACGCAACGGCGGCGUACGUUAUCUCCAGCCCUACCUCAGUGACUACCGUGCGCCCGUCGACGCUGUGAGUUACCGGAGCGCCGUGCCGUUGUCUUGCUACGAUGACUACACCGAUCACAUCAAUAAGAUGGCAGAUGAUCGCGACGAUCGUGAUCAGCCUCUUCUAUCUGUUGAUCCCCUCGUCUGUUUCUUCUACAGCUCUGGGACGAGUUCCAUGAAGUCGAAAAUGAUUCCUUACUUUGAUUCAGCACCUUCAAAGGCCGCCUCUUUCUUAGCUCACCAGGGCAGCAAUGCAAUUCUUCGGAGGUUGUUUCCUCCAAGGCCUACGGUCAAUAAGAUCCUUUGUUUUAUCUACUCUGGUAAUGUUAGAAGGACCAAAGGGGGAUAUAAGGUUAUGGCUGCUUCUGCAUUCCCUUUGCAUAGCAAUAAUGCAAAUUCAUCUGUAUUUAACUAUUGUGUUAGUCCGCGUGAGGUCAUUCUUGGAUCGGAUGUUCAGCAUCAAAUGUACUGCCACCUUCUUUGUGGCCUUAGAAACUGCGAUUUUGUCGAUGGGUUGCAUGCACCAUAUGCAAUUGGCUUAAUUAGAGCAUUCUCCCUGCUAGAGUUCAAGUGGGAGCAGCUCUGUGAGGAUCUUGAACAUGGAUUUCCAAGUUCAGAGAUUUCAGAUCUCACUAUGAGAGAUUCUGUUAUCAAGGCUCUUGGUGGACCUCAACCAGAUCUGUCAAAGAGAAUUCGAUCAAUUUGUGGAGAAAAGGAGUGGGUUGGAAUCUUGGGUAAAUUGUGGCCAAAUGCUCGUUACAUCAAGUGUGUCAGUACAGGAAGCAUGGAGCAGUAUUAUCCGAAGCUUAAGUACUAUGCAGGAGAGUUGCCAAUCCUAGGUGGAGACUACUUUGCUUCAGAAUGUUGUGUGGCCAUGAACUUGAAAAUUAUUCAACCUCCAAAACUGACCCGGUUUGUUAUGCUUCCGUCUGCGGCUUAUUUCGAAUUUCUCCCGUUUGAAUUGAACAAACCCAAUGACGCGGAUGAAGAAACAGUAGAUUUUUCUGGUGUUGAAGUGGGAAAGACUUACGAGGUGGUUAUAACUACUUUUAGAGGACUUUACCGAUGCCGUUUGGGGGAUAUUGUGAGAAUUGUUGGUUUCCAUAAUUCAUCUCCAGAAAUAGAGUUUGUUUCAAGAGCUCCUAAAAGUCGUAAUGAGAUAUUUACUGAGAGAGCAUUGAUGUCUGCCAUGGAAAGUUUCCAAGCUGAGCUGAGAAUAGUUACCAUGACAGAAGUAAUUGAUUUCACUAGUUUCUUUGAUUUGGACUUGAAACCAAAGCAGUUGAAGAUUUUUGUAGAAGUCAGGGAGGGAAGCAUAUUUCUUCAGGAGGAGAAGUUGAAGGAAUCGGUUGUAGUUCUUAAAAGGUGUUGCUCCUCUCUUGAGGAUGGGUUGCAGGGCAUUUAUCAAUCAAUGAGGGGCAGAAGUGAACUUGGGCCACUAUUGUUGUUUAUUGUAGAGCCUGGUACAUUUGAUAGGUUACUACAAGUAGCCAUUAAGAAUGGAGCGCCAGCUAGUCAAUAUAAACCACCCAAAAUUAUAAGAAAUCGCGAGAUUGCUGAUUUCUUGGAAGGAUCUUCAGUUGUCACUGUAUGUCUAGAUCCUUUGGAUGGUUAAUGACACUCGACUUGGAGUUUAAAAGCUCAGGUGCCACAUUGUUGAAUAUCUUCUGCUAAUUGAUGUAUGCUGUCCCUGCAAUCAAACUAAGAAUUUUCUAGAGUUACAGGUGUGAACCUAGUGAGUUCAUGACUAUUAUCCUUUAUCAGGUGAUUCCCAGAGGAGGUAAAGAACCUUGUAAAUAUUGAGUUGUAAUUUGUGCUAUGGAUCUUGAGUUCCCUCUCUCUCUCUCUCUCUCUCUAUUGUAUUUUAUUUCAUUUUUUUCUAUCAGUUGUUUCUGUUGUAUACUAAUGGUUUCGAUAAAGGGAGAUGGAUUUUAUUUUAA
This is a messenger RNA of Malania oleifera, 2259 nucleotides long. Its product is annotated as probable indole-3-acetic acid-amido synthetase GH3.6. Gene Ontology annotation, cellular component: cytoplasm. The coding region runs from base 192 to 1934 and encodes 580 amino acids. Lineage: Eukaryota; Viridiplantae; Streptophyta; Magnoliopsida; Santalales; Ximeniaceae. Gene Ontology annotation, molecular function: acid-amino acid ligase activity. The record is from RefSeq and is a predicted model, not a curated record. The transcript has 3 exons.